UCUGUGUUGAGUUUGCUCCAACCUGAGGAGCAGCCAGCGCGAGCUGCUCGUACUAUUGGAGCUUAAACGGUGGUCGAGGGGGCCAAAAUUCACACGGUGAGAGGGUUUCAGCGCACUGGGACGAAGAGGAUACACACCUACACUGAGAGCUGACGCUUUCGUUGAGGAGUUUAUCACGUUGAGCCUGAAAAACAGCGAAAAAAAUAUGCGGAUAACGGAUAGUUCCUCAGGUUUUCCAAAUCCCUCAGCGCAACGGACAACAGCAGAAACAACAUCCAUGUUACUGACUGCUGCGGUCAUAAAGGAUGCUUUUCACUCGGAAACCUUCUCCGUUUAGCCUUUUUCCCGUGGCGUAUGAACGUUAGCCAGGAAAAGCUGAAGGUUUAAAGGCUUUAAAGCACACCAGCAGUGUAUUUGGGCAGCCAGCUGAAUGUUUACGCUUUAAAAUGGCUGCGGACGGGAUCAGAAUAAGACCGUUGAAUAAUAUGAUGCUCUAAAGCUGGAAAUAUCUCAUCACUUGAGUUAUGGUAAUGCUCUGGGAGGAAAGAUUUUUUUCAAUGUUAUGGGGAAUUAUUUUCCAGCCCUGUAACUGCAGGAGGUAACGUAGGAAAUUCCUGCCCUUGUUCAGAAACACAAUGAGGCGAGAUAGAUGAUUUAAUAUGCUUGUGUUUAUGCUCAUUUUAUCAUAUCACACUCGGAUCCGGAGGUUUUACUUUAAACGACUGCCUACGUUUUGGGAAACUAUCGCUGAUAUUUAAGGAGUAUUCAUGAUCUAUAGGUGAACGGAUCCCCCCUGCUGUUAUAAUUGAAACAAUCUGGGCACCAGCAAGCAGGGAAGAAAGGCCCUAAGAUAUUGAUACCCAACAACAGCAGCAGUAUCAUCCCUAAACCAUGAAUGCUGAGAAGAGGAUGCUCAGACCUGAACUCUUUCUGGUCAGACAGAGACUGCAGGGCAUGCAGAGAUAUUUAUGGCUGUGUGUGAUGUUCUCCCUGGUGCUGAUUUCAGACGGCUCUCCAUCUAAACCCUGCGAGAAGAGCUGUCUGUCAGGCAGGUGUGUGAACGGAUCUUGCGUCUGUGAUCGUGGAUGGGUUGGGGACCAGUGUCAGCACUGCCAGGGAAGAUUCAAGUUGACUGAGCCGUCUGGGUACCUAACAGAUGGUCCCAUCAACUACAAGUACAAAACCAAGUGCACCUGGCUGAUUGAGGGCUACCCAAACGCAGUCCUGAGGUUACGAUUUAACCAUUUUGCGACCGAAUGUAGCUGGGACCACAUGUACGUCUAUGACGGAGACUCGAUUUACGCUCCCUUAGUAGCCGUCUUCAGUGGUCUCAUUGUCCCUGAAGUGAAAGGGAACGAGACCGUCCCUGAAGUAGAGACCAACUCAGGCUACGCACUCCUGCACUUUUUUAGCGACGCUGCCUACAACCUGACUGGAUUUGAAAUCUUCUACUCAAUCAACUCAUGUCCAAAUAACUGCUCCGGCCACGGGAAGUGCACCUCGGGGAACUCUAUAGCGAGCCGUGUAUAUUGCGAAUGCGAUAAGUACUGGAAGGGUGAGGCCUGUGACAUCCCGUACUGCAGGAACAACUGUGGCAGCCCCGAUCACGGCUACUGCGACCUCACUGGGGAAAAGCUCUGCGUGUGCAAUGACAGCUGGCAAGGUCCAGACUGCUCACUAACAGUGCCCUCCACGGAGUCUUACUGGAUCAUGCCCACAGUGAAGCCUUUUGGAGCAUCGCUGGGAAGAGCAUCCCAUAAGGCAGUGGUGCAAGAAAAGGUCAUGUGGGUUGUUGGUGGCUACACCUUUAACUACAGCAACUUUCAGAUGGUUCUAAAUUAUAAUCUUGAAAGUGGCAUCUGGAACACUGUGCCCAUCAGUAGCGGACCCAUGCCGAGAUACGGACACUCCUUGGCUCUAUAUCGGAAUGACAUCUACAUGUUUGGAGGCAAGUUGGAGAUGGGUGCCAGUAACGUAACAGAUGAACUGUGGGUGUUUAACAUACCCAAAAUGACGUGGUCGCAGAAGUCUCCCAGUGUGCCAGCCCACGGCCAGGUCUAUGCUGUGGAAGGCCAUUCUGCGCAUACAGUAGAGCUGGAUAACGGUGAUGUGGUGAUGGUGGUCAUCUUUGGCUACUCCUCCAUCUACAGCUACAUCAGCAAUGUUCAGGAGUACAACAUCAGGACAAACACAUGGCUGGUGCCAGAGACAAGAGGAGCGAUCGCUCAGGGUGGAUACGGACACAGCAGCGUGUACGACAGCAGCAGCAAGAGCGUGUAUGUCCACGGGGGCUACAAAUCUCUUCCAGCAAACAAAUACGGCCUGGUGGAUGAUCUGUACCGCUAUGAGGUUCAGACCCGCACAUGGACAAUUCUUAGGGAAAGCGGUUACCCACGUUACCUGCAUUCGUCUGUGCUGCUGGGAGGAACACUGCUCAUUUUUGGCGGAAAUACCCAUAAUGACACCUCUCUUAGCAAUGGAGCCAAGUGCUUCUCUGCUGACUUCCUCGCUUAUGACAUUGCAUGUGAUGAGUGGAAGGUCCUUCCCAAACCAAACUUGCACAGAGAUGUGAAUCGCUUUGGACAUACAGCCGUAACUAGUAAUGGGUCCAUGUAUGUCUUUGGGGGUUUCUCCAGCGUCCUUCUGAAUGACGUACUAAUCUACAGGCCACCCAGCUGUGAGGCCUUCCUGGGGCAGGAGCGCUGCGAGGCCGCAGGCCCAGGUGUGCGUUGUGUUUGGAAAGGGGGCCGGUGCAUGUCCUGGGAGCCUGGCUUCACUAACAGUGCUACACCUGCUCCAUUCUGCCCUGCCAAAGCUGCCACAGUGGAUGAGAGAUGUUACCGCUUCUCAGACUGCACCAGCUGUACCGCCAACACUAAUGGAUGUCAGUGGUGCGACAGCAAGAAAUGCAUCUCGGCUCUCAGUAACUGCACUUCUACUGUGAAGAAUUUCACCAAAUGUCCAAUCAGAAAUGAGCAGAUUUGCAGCAAGAUGGCCAACUGCAAGAGCUGCUCCCUUAACCUCAGCUGCCAAUGGGAUCCUCAACAACAGGAAUGCCACACCCUUCCCGCCCAGCUGUGUGGAGAUGGCUGGAGCAAUGUUGGGGAGGCCUGUCUGCAGAUCAACUCCAGCAGAGAGAGCUUUGACAAUGCUCAGCACUACUGCAAGAACCUGGAAGGAAACAUCGCCUCUUUAACCACAGCCAAGCAGGUGGAAUUUGUGCUGGAGGAACUGCAGAAGUACCAGCAGCAGAAGGGGAAGAAACUUUCCCCGUGGAUUGGCCUGAGGAAGAUCAACGUGUCAUACUGGGGUUGGGAGGACAUGUCUCCAUUCACUAACACCUCUCUGCAGUGGCUGCCCGGUGAGCCCAAUGACUCAGGCUUCUGCGCUUACCUGGAGAGAGCUCAGGUCUCUGGCCUCAGGGCGAAUCCCUGCACAGCCAACACAGACGGCCUCAUCUGUGAGAAACCAGUCGUGAGCCCGAACCAGAACGCCCGCCCGUGUAAGACGCCCUGCUCCCUGCGCACCACUUGUGAGAACUGCACCAGCCAGGCCAUGGAGUGCAUGUGGUGUGGAAGCACCAAACGCUGCGUGGACUCCAAUGCUUACGUCAUCUCCUUUCCCUAUGGCCAGUGUCUGGAGUGGCAGACAGCAGACUGCGUGUCUCAGAACUGCUCUGGUUUGCGUACGUGCGGUCUGUGUCUGGAGCAGCCUGACUGCGGCUGGUGUGGGGACCCUAGUAACACCGGUCGAGGGCAGUGCAUGGAGGGUUCGUAUCGCGGACCAAUGAAGAGCCCUUCCAGAUACAGCCAAGAUAUGGUGCUGGAGACCGGGCUCUGCCCAAAAGAGCGGGACUUUGAGUGGGCUUUCAUCCAGUGCCCUGCAUGCCAGUGCAAUGGCCACAGCACUUGUGUAAACGGCAGCGUUUGCGAGCAGUGUCGUAACCUCACCACUGGCCUUCACUGCGAAACUUGCUUACCCGGAUACCACGGAGACCCAACCAAUGGCGGAAAGUGCCAAGCCUGUAAAUGUAAUGGCCAUGCCAACGUGUGCCAGGUCCUGACGGGUAAAUGCUUUUGCACCACCAAGGGUAUCAAAGGCGACCAAUGCCAGCUUUGUGACUCAGAAAACCGUUACCUUGGCAACCCCCUCCGAGGAACCUGUUACUAUAACUUGCUGAUUGAUUACCAGUUCACCUUCAGUCUGCUUCAAGAAGAUGACCAGCACUACACUGCCAUUAACUUCAUGGCCACUCCUGAACAGACCAGCAAGAACUUGGACAUGUCCAUCAAUGCAUCAAACAAUUUCAAUCUGAACAUCACUUGGUCGGUCGGGUCAACAGCUGGGACCAUCUCUGGGGAAGAGAUCCCAAUUGUGUCCAAGACCAACAUUAAAGAGUACAGAGACAGUUUCUCAUGCGAGAAGUUCAGUUUUCACAGCAAUCCCAACAUCACCUUCUAUGUAUACGUCAGUAACUUCUCAUGGCCAAUCAAAAUACAGAUCGCCUUCUCUCAGCACAACAGCAUUAUGGACCUGGUGCAGUUCUUUGUGACGUUUUUCAGCUGUUUUCUGUCGCUGUUGCUGGUAGCUGCAGUGGUGUGGAAGAUCAAACAGACCUGUUGGGCCUCCAGACGACGAGAGCAACUGAUGAGGGAAAGGCAGCAGAUGGCCAGUCGCCCUUUUGCCUCGGUCGCGGUGACACUGGAUGUGGGCGGCACUCAGAUAGAACUGCUCCAGGGCGGAAUCGAGGGACCGCCCAAGCCAGUUGCCGUGGAACCCUGUUCAGGGGGUAAAGCAGCAGUGCUCACAGUGCUACUGUGCCUCCCGAGAGGGGCAUCUGGUGUUCCUCCACCCGGCCAGUCAGGUAUAGCCAUCGCCAGCGCUCUUAUCGACACGUCCCAGCAGAAGCCCAUGGACUUCAAAGAGAAAAGCCAAGGCUUGAAGAACCGCAAAGCUCUGCCUCCCGCUCACCAGGGCACCUGUGUUUGAAUCGUCUGCGGCCUCGGUGGGCUGUCCUUUACCAGAGCGACCUCCUCUCUUGUGCUGCUUCGGGCAGACGGCGGCCUAGAGCGGCUCCGUGUGAGGGGAUUAUUUAGGUGACAGAGUGCCCUCUAUUUCCACUCCACAUACACUAUCUCUCCACGUCAAAUAGAUAUUGUCCGUUUCAAACGACCUUGCCAUCGCCACCUGGCUUCUUCUCGAUUCAUCCAACUCUCCAGUCUUCUCAAGGCCUUCUGAACAUUGAGGGUCUCUAAUGGUCUCCCAUCAGCUUUACACCAAGCACAGAUGUGCCUCUAGCAUGGUUUGUACAUUAUGGACCAGAGUGUCUUGCUAAGCCAGAAGUAGAGUUCUGGUAGUCUCGGGGCGGUCGCCGGUUUUACGUACGGGUUGCUCACCUAUUUGUAUGCUCGCCAACUAGAUUUAUGUUUUUGCUCAAUUUUAUUUAAGAGACGGACUAUAGAAACGUUUGCCAUGGUGCGGAAGCUAUCUGUCGUGUAAGCUAAUGCCGUUCUGCUGCUGGUAGCUUCAUGCAUAGGAAUGGAUCACAUCCGUUUUUAGCUAGAUAGAUUUCACAUUUCAUAUUUACGCUCUUCUUGUGAAGACUUUGCAUGGACCACUCACAUUAUGCUUGAAAAUUUGUUUGUGGGUUACACGAAGAACGUCUUCACGUCUUGAAAUAUCGCUCGCCAUGUAGAAGAGCCAGCUGGUGAGGGUGAAACUGAGCGCAGAGAUCAGUCGGACUUUAGUUGCUGAACUGACAAAGCUGGAGUAUUUACGCCAUUGCGCAUGUCGACGGGUGUAAAGUAUUGUUAAGGAAAUGCUAGGGAACUCUAGAACGGCCGUUGAUCUUCUUUAUUUUUAUUGUCGUUUUGCAAUGGUACAGAUUUGAGCAGCGGCUCAUGACUUUGCAGUAACGCUUCAUCUCUUUAUAAUGAACUUUUGUAUUUUUAAGUUUCACAUAUUGUGAAUGUCAACAGAGGAAGGUUUUGAGUUUAUGCUCUCAAGGACUGAGUCUUCUCAGAGCCGGUUUACCAGGAUUCGCCGUACGACCGGAUCUUCUAAAGUCUGAUUACCACCAGGACUGAGCCUGAGCUCUGCGUGGGACGGACGGGACGUCCAGGUGACUGUAUUUUCCUCUCUGUUGCAACAGCAAAAAGUGUACAGCAUCUUAAUCAUCACUCGUUUGCUUUAGAUGGACUUGAACAUGUGAAUCUAAUGUGAAUCGCUCUUUUCUCUCCAUGUAGCUACUUCAAUGUUUCGUUUGUAUUUUUUGCUGGUUUUAAUAAAGGAUAUUAAAAGGUCAAUAGGUAUUUUAGGGCCUGUACAUGACGGUGAUGAGAAAUAAUCAUGUCUUUUACAAUGUUUGUGGAAAAAAAAAAAGAAAUGUUGAAUUGUUUUUGUAACUAAAUAAUUGAUUCCUGUGUAAUACCUCUGUGAUUUGAUUCUUAGGUCACUCAUGUAACUAACUCAUGUUAGUGUCUGUUUUUUAGGACUAGAUGUAAACUGAAGCUGCUCAUCUAGAUUAUUCUGGGCAUUUUUGAACUUACUUUUCAGGUCAUGUGUUGGGAAUUUCGUUUUGGGAGCUAUUUUUUAUCUUGAAGUGAGGAGAUUGUCAUGCAGGAAUACUACAGACUGAUUACACAGGAAUCAUCUCACUGUACCUGAGAAAAAAAAACAGAUUCAUUCAUCCCUCAGUGCAUAUCAUUAAUCUUCAUUGUAUUUUAAAGAUGAAUGGAAAAAUAAAACACUUGAAUAUUCAGAA
Molecule: messenger RNA, 6763 nt
Organism: Labeo rohita (rohu)
Lineage: Eukaryota; Metazoa; Chordata; Actinopteri; Cypriniformes; Cyprinidae
Gene: atrnl1b
Product: attractin-like 1b
Exons: 29
Coding region: 892-4989 (1365 amino acids)
Cellular component (GO): Golgi apparatus
Molecular function (GO): protein binding
Source: RefSeq, a predicted model, not a curated record